AUGUACGGGGCCAUCCGGGCAAAGCGUGGGGAAAAGUCAUCCACUAUCUCAGAGGUCGUCAAUUAUGUCACCUGCUUCGUCAAUGUUCAUGGGGCUUUUCUCCUCUGCUUCGACCACGAUGGUGUACUCGCACCCGCCAAUCUCAAGUGUUACACCGAGGCCAUCUAUCGUGCAGGUGCACUUCUAAGCAGUACUUGGUACCAGCGCCAAGCCUACAACGGCUACAAGAAAUACCACACCCUCAAAUUCCAGGCUGUGAUGCUCUCCAACGGCAUGUUUGGACACCUUCAUGGGCCACUCAAUGACAGUAGGCUGAUCAAUUUGCUCCAGGAGCAUGCUAAUGAGGCGAUGUUUGCUGUACAUACAAAUGUGGAAAAUGGGCUUGCGUUGGUGGUCAAGGAGUGGCCGUUCCUUUACUUGUGGUGGAAGAUGUCUCUCUACUCAUCCCCUGUGGGUGUUUACUACUGCUUUGGUGUCCUCUUGAUGAAUGCACGGAACUGUAUGCAAUACAACCAAAUAGCUAUCACCUUUGACUGUGUCAAAAACUAUAGAUCACCAUCUUUAGCAGAGUAUUCUCAUGCACUGCAGCUACCUCUGUGA
This is a messenger RNA of Schizophyllum commune H4-8, 600 nucleotides long. RefSeq lists its product as uncharacterized. Bases 1 to 600 code for a protein of 199 amino acids. The record is from RefSeq and is a predicted model, not a curated record. The transcript is spliced from 6 exons. Lineage: Eukaryota; Fungi; Basidiomycota; Agaricomycetes; Agaricales; Schizophyllaceae.